Hibiscus syriacus is the source of this 1169-nucleotide messenger RNA. Its product is annotated as WD repeat-containing protein VIP3-like. Lineage: Eukaryota; Viridiplantae; Streptophyta; Magnoliopsida; Malvales; Malvaceae. Gene Ontology annotation, cellular component: Cdc73/Paf1 complex. The record is from RefSeq and is a predicted model, not a curated record. Gene Ontology annotation, molecular function: protein binding. The coding region runs from base 49 to 1014 and encodes 321 amino acids. The transcript is spliced from 2 exons.
AAAAAAAACCACUUGGAAAAUCAACUAGCUAGGGUUCUCUUUACUGCAAUGGCGAAAUCAAUGAAACUGGCGGGCUUAAAAUCGGUGGAAAAUGCUCACGACGAGUCCGUUUGGACUGCAACAUGGGUUCCCGCCACCAACUCUCGCCCGCCCGUCCUCUUGACCGGGUCCCUCGACGAAACCGUUAAGCUGUGGAGGCCCGACGAGCUCGAGCUCGUUCGCACCAACACCGGCCACUGCCUCGGCGUAGUUUCGGUGGCCGCCCAUCCUUCCGGCGUGAUUGCCGCCUCGGCCUCGCUCGACAGUUUGGUCCGCGUGUUUGACGUUGACACCAACGCCACUAUCGCUACUCUCGAAGCUCCUCCCUCUGAGGUCUGGCAAAUGCAAUUCAAUCCCAAGGGUACGACACUUGCUGUUUCUGGUGGAGGUAGUGCAUCAAUCAAGUUGUGGGACACUGCAACAUGGAGGUUGGUUUCAACUUUAUCGGUCCCUCGUCCUGAAGGAGCCAAGCCCUCCGAUAAAAGCAGCAACAAGAAGUUUGUACUCUCUGUUGCAUGGAGUCCGGAUGGAAGACGACUUGCUUGCGGCUCAAUGGAUGGCACAAUUUCUGUUUUUGACAUAGCUCGUGCCAAAUUUCUACAUCACCUUGAAGGCCAUUACAUGCCUGUUAGGUCGCUUGUGUUUUCUCCUGAACCAGAUGGGCGGAAGCUAUACUCGGCUUCAGAUGACGGUCAUGUGCACAUCUAUGAUGCUGAGGGAAAAGCUAUUAUUGGGGCAAUGUCUGGUCAUUCUGGCUGGGUGUUGAGUGUGGAUGUAAGUCCCGAUGGAGAGGCUAUUGCGACUGGCUCAAGUGAUAAAACCGUAAGACUAUGGGAUUUUAGGAUGAGAGCAGCUAUACAGACAAUGAGCAAUCACUCAGACCAGGUCUGGGCAGUGGCGUUUCGACCUAGUGGUGGGGGUCGUCUUGCCAGUGUGUCGGACGACAAGAGUAUAUCACUGUAUCAUUGUUCCUAACAUGAUUAGCUUUAUGAAACUUGGCUUUAGAUUAUGUACUGUUUAUUUGUUUUCAGCCAUGAAGAAACCUGUCCUGUGAUUUUCGCUUUGUUUUUUUCUGGGAACAUCAUUGAAUGCCUACUGUUGAGCAUUUAUUGAAUAACUUUUGAACUUCA